Molecule: messenger RNA, 630 nt
Organism: Talaromyces amestolkiae
Lineage: Eukaryota; Fungi; Ascomycota; Eurotiomycetes; Eurotiales; Trichocomaceae
Exons: 2
Coding region: 1-630 (209 amino acids)
Biological process (GO): iron-sulfur cluster assembly
Cellular component (GO): mitochondrion; cytoplasm
Molecular function (GO): 2 iron, 2 sulfur cluster binding
Source: RefSeq, a predicted model, not a curated record
AUGUGUUCCUACCGGUCCUUCUCCUCACACGCCGGAAAAUAUCAUUCUUCCAGACGUGACAUGCAGACUGCGACUGCCUACAGACCUCAUACCCUCCCAGACGCUCCGCCCCCUCCCCGAAACGCCGGUAUCCCAGACACUUCGAUUGCGGCAGAUGCACCAUACAAUGCGCAAGCCGCUUACAAUGCUUUCCAAUCUAUAGACCGCAAGCCUUCGAUCAGCGUACGAGAAGGCGAAGCUCAGAAGGCCACACCCACGCAACCUUCGGAAACUGCGAAACCUCGUCGCUCGAGACUGCGCCCCAGGAAGGCAGCAAUGACACUUACGCCAACUGCUGUAUCACAACUUCAGUCUAUGCUAUCCCAGCCCGACCCAAAGAUGAUUCGUGUCGGUGUGAAGAAUCGUGGAUGUUCCGGAUUGGCUUAUAAUCUUGAAUACGUCGAGAAGCCAGGAAAAUUUGACGAGGUUGUUGAACAAGAUGGAGUCAAAGUGCUUAUUGACAGCAAGGCUCUGUUCAGCAUCAUAGGUAGCGAGAUGGAUUGGCACGAGGAUAAACUCAGUCAACGAUUUGUGUUCCGUAACCCGAAUAUAAAGGAACAAUGUGGCUGCGGAGAAUCCUUCAUGGUCUGA